UGUGUCAUUUGUAAAUAGAACGUAUAUUAGCAGAAGUUUACAUACUAACUAGUUAUUUAUUAUAAGGAAUAAAACACUGUGUAUUUUGGGUUCCUACUGAUGGAAACUUUUCAAUUUGAGCAUCUGUAUAGUGACCAGAACUGUGAAUGACACUUGUGAACCACUGCUAUGACAACACCACUUCAGACUGGCUAUCAAGCCUUGACACCAUACAAUGAUAGUGAAGCAGAUACCCCUCAGGAAGGGGGGAUGCUGAUCCAUGUUGUUCCUGACAGUGCAAAAUCACGAUGGAAUCACAUAGAAGAUUUGGAUUCUUUUUUUACCAGAGUAUAUCAUUAUCAUCAAAAGCAUGGAUUUUCCUGUAUGAUGUUACAGGAAGUACUGGAGUUAAUCCAGUUCAUUUUUGUGGUUAUGUUUUCUGUGUUCCUGAUGGAAUGUGUGGAGUACUCAGUGCUUUUCAAAGAUGUCCAACCAAAACACAAUAUCACAGUUGGAAACAAGAUCACUCUUGCUGAUGCCAUUGUUCCUGCAGGUCAAUGUAUUGCAGGUUUCAGUCCUACCAUUGUGAUCUGUCUGCUUGUAUCUCUUGUCUUCUGGCUGCUACGGGUAGUUAAAGUAGUCUACCACUUUUUUCAGUACAUGGAGAUUCGAGCAUUUUAUAGUUCUGCCUUAAAGAUUACUGCUGAGGAAUUGGACAGCAUGACAUGGCAUGAGGUCCAGCAGAAGCUUUUGGAAGUACAGACUGAACAACAGAUGUGCAUACAUAAGAGUGAACUUUCUGAAUUAGAUAUUUAUCAUAGAAUUCUAAGAUUCAAGAAUUAUAUGAUUUCUAUGAUGAACAAAGAUCUCCUGCCACUCAAAUUUAACUUACCUGUUCUUGGAGAAGUAGUAUUCCUUACCAAAGGACUUAAGUACAACUUAGAAAUGAUAUUGUUUUGGGGACCAUGGGCUCCAUUUGAAAAUAGCUGGCAUUUGAAAGAAGAUUUCAAAAAAGUUGGAAAACGAAAAGAGGUUGCAAAGAAGCUGUCCAAGCAUAUAUUAUGGAUUGGAUUAGCCAACUUUCUUCUCUGUCCUAUUGUGCUACUAUGGCAAGUGCUGUAUUCUUUCUUCAACUAUGCUGAAGUCAUUAAGCAUGACCCCAGUGUUUUGGGAGCUCGUCGAUGGUCACAUUAUGGAAGGUUAUACUUACGACACUUCAAUGAAUUAGAUCACGAGUUAAAUGCAAGGUAUGACUCCCCUUUCAGCUUAAAAAAAUCAGAAAAAUUCUCACAGAAGUGUUUGCUAGCUGCAAUUGAGACAUCUGGGCAGAGAGGUGAGACACUAGUGUACCAUACUGGAGUGUGUUGGGGUCUAGAGAUGAUGGGAUCAUCUGAAAAAGAAAUUCUUAAGAGUUUAGCUGAUUACAAUAUUGUGUUUCAGCACUUAGUUUGGUGUCCUGAGAAGCUAAUGUUAAACAUUCUGGCCCACAUUCACUACAUACCUGACCACUGGAAAGGUCGUGCACACAUGUACAAGGUCCGGGAUGAGUUUGCCCAACUGUUUCAGUACAAAGCAGCUUACCUGAUUGAAGAAUUAUUAAGUCCUAUCAUUACACCGUUUAUUCUGUGUUUCUACUUGAGACAUCGAGCCAUGGACAUUGUAGACUUCUAUAGAAACUUUACUGUUGAUGUGGUUGGGGUUGGCGAUGUCUGUUCCUUUGCACAGAUGGAUGUGCGACGACAUGGACAUCCUUAUUGGAUGAGUGAUGGACAAACCCAGGCUAAUCAGUAUGAGCAGGCAGAAAAUGGAAAAACAGAACUGUCACUAAUGCAUUUUACUCUAACCAAUCCCAACUGGAUCCCUCCUGAACAAUCUCACAUGUUCUUGAAUAAUCUGAAAGAAUUAGGUAACACGCGUGAACCAUUUUUGGACAGAAUUCUAAUCGGUGAUGAAAAUUGGAUUCUCUAUGCGAAUUAUGCCGAUUUAGUAAACAGUAUUCUUCACCCUUUGCGGGACGUUUCAUCUACUGGACCAGGAACAAGCUUCUACACUUCAGAUCCAAAGACCUCUGGUGCUGGUUUUCCAAGAACAGGUGGGGUUUCUUCCACCAUUAGAGGUGGACUGAAUCAAGCAGAAGGACCUCUGCACUCCAGUCAAGCAGGAUUAUUGGCAAGUAUACAUCCUACCCAAACUCAAGUAGACGACUGUACCCUUCCACUCCACUCUAGUCAAGUCUUAUCUCAUGAAGUCCCUUUGGAGUUGACUGCUGUUAACAUGAGUCUUAGCACAAUGUACAUGCAUGAGCUUCACUCUCGUACUUUACGACAUAAAGGAAUUACAGCCUCUAAUAUUCGAACAGUGUGGCAGCGCCCCCUUGUAGACAUGCCAGAGAUUUUGGAAUCUCCACAGGAAGGUCAGUCAGAACAACAAGAUGAAGAACAACCACUCUUGGUGGACACGCGUAUAGUUAGAUCUUCCUGAAAUGAAUGAUCUCUAUUACUGAAAUGGAUAUUAUCUCAAACGAUGGCAAGAGCAACAUGAAAUUGGUGUUUUUAGGUUAAACUAAGAAUAUAAAUAAUAGCAAAAAAAAACAAAAUACAAUCUUGAUACCACAUGCAGAAUAUUUAACGAAUCGUACAUUGAUAUAUAUAUAUAUUUUAUUUUUUUUGCAUUUUUAAGAAAAAUAUAAUCUGUGUAUUAUGGCUUGCUGAAUUUUGUUGUAGAUGACAUGUACAUGUAUUGUGUGAUUUUCUGAAGAAAAGAGUAAUUUUUUACACUUAAUCCACAAUUUCUUUUUUGCACAUUCUGUGUAAUUUAUCAAACCUUUUAUCUUUGUUUAUAAUUUUAAAAGCUAAAACUGCAAGAAAGUUGUACAUUUAAAAGAGAGAAAAGAAAAACAUAUAAAUACCAACAAAUUUUGUUACAUGAGAAUAAAACUCCAUUGUUUAUAAUCCAUGUUAAAAUUUCCAACUAUAGAAAUGGGCACAUUUGAGUUAACUAUCAUAAUGACCCUGAGUCAUCAGAAGCAUAAUCUUGACAUUUCAAGUAUCCAGUUGACAGAUUUUUUUUAUGAUCACUUACAGUGAGUUUUUUUUCUAACCACCAACAUGGUAGGUACAUCACAUGACCUUUCUUUCUCGUUGUAGUUGACUUUACAGUAAACUACUUGAUAGGAAAAUCAACGAAAAGGAUGCAUUUUUCAAGUAUCUGCAUAAUGUAUUAUUUGGUCAAUGCGAAGCACUUCCUAUUACACUUGUAAACGAGCUGUUCAUACAACACUGUUUGGUUUGUGAUUUAACAUAUUUACAUUAAAAAUGGAAUAUCUAAUUUUUAAUGUAUAGGAGGAAUGUAAUCCAAAACAUAAUACCUAAUUAAGUAACUUUUAGCUUGCACUUAAUUAGCUACAAAAUUAAAUAAUAAGAGUUUAGAUAUUUCUCUCUAGACAUGUAACUACUUUCAGUAGCACAAAUAAUAAUUAGUGCCAAGGAAAACUGUACAUAAGUCUUUUCUUCCUUAUUAAAUGUCAUUGACUUUAUUGGAUUUCCAUCUUUUUUGUAUUCCAGUAUCAAGUUGCUAUCGAUUUACAUUUAUGAAUUAUCACAAAUUUGCAAAAAAACUAUUCAAGCUGAUAAGACAAGAGUACAAGCUAUUUUUUCAUUAACUGAACUGACUUGUUAAUUUUAUCAUACUUUUAACACCAAGAUGGCACUAACUACAAAAUGUUGCCUUUUUUUUUAGGUUUUGGGUAAGUAAGUCUGAAGUAGCAUUCUGUUUUAGUGUGACUAAUUUAUUCAUGUUAUUUUAAUAGGUGAAAUACCUUUUUUAAAUUUUAUGGGUGUUUUUAAUCAGUAACUUUUUAUUUAGAGAAUUAACCUCAAACACACCCUCAUGGGUAUACCCAUGUGUGAAAAGAUUUUUGUUUUAGCUAGAAUAUUUAUAGAUUGUGAAAUACCUUUUUUAAAUUUUAUGGGUGUUUUUAAUCAGUAAAUUUUUAUUUAGGGAAUUAACCUCAAACACACCCCCAUGGGUAUACCCAUGUGUGAAAGGAUUUUGUUUUUUUAGCUAGAAUAUUUAUAGAUUAUCGUAUUACACUGUUGUUUUUAUCCACAAAGUUUUCAUCUGCCAGGUAGUAAAACCUUUUAAAGUUUUUCAACCACAUAAGUUCUAAUGCAGUUCCAUUUUUAUCCUUUCCAUUAAAGUACAGGUAGCUCAUUGUGUAGCUUUGUGCAUAAUAAGCAAGAAAAAAACAAACUUUGCAUCAGUAGAAGUUUGGUUCUGACAUUAUUAGCUGUUUGUGUCCAAAAUAAGCACAUUUCCUUCCUGAAAGAGCAGUAUACUGACUGUUUCGUGAUACUUGUAUGAUAUCUAAUUUUUAAAAAGUAUAUUAUUUUAAUGAAGGAUUAUUAGUAAAUAGCACUAGAUAAAAAAAUCAUAGCUUGUAGUUUAUAUUACAUUUAAUAUAAUGUAAUAGAUCAUUGUAGUGUAAAUAAUAUCAAUGGGCCCUGUAGAUCCAAUAACCUAUGCUUAUGUAACUUACAAUAGACCGAAUAUUUGUUAUAAAAAGUUCCCUGGUGUCUCAGUGGUAAGUUUGAGGGCUUAUAAUGCUAAAAAUCGAGUUUCGAUACUUGUGGUUGGUAAAGCACUGCUAACCCAUUGUAUAGCUUUCUGCUUAACAAUAAACAACCAUUAUGAAAACAACAGUUGUUCAGUAAUGAUAUAAACUGUAAUGUUGGAAAUGAAUACAAAACACGUGACCAUUUAAACAUGAUAAUAAUUCUCUAAAGCUUCUAAGAUUGAUCAUUACAUUAAGGUUUGAUAGACAUGUUAACCUGUUGCUUUAAGCUCCUGCUCAGCCACAAAUACAGUAUACUAGGAUAUGAGUAAACCAGUUCAGAUAUUUCUAUGAAUUUAAGAGCCUGAAUUGAAUUGCAUUUUUCAUAUUGUAUCUACACUGGCUUUUUUUGGUGUUUUUUUUACAGUGUUUAUAAUUUUGAUUGACUCUUUUUGAAACUAAUAUUUAAGAGAUUUUAACAUGCUCAGAAAUGCUGAUAUCUCAGUGAACCUUUGAACACUAAAUAUUUAUGAAGGUUAUACAUUUUGAAAAUAUUCAGCUAUAUUUAAAAAGAUAUUUAAUUUACUUAACUUCAUCCAUACCAAGGAUUUUGUCAGUAUAUUUCUAAAGUGAGACUUUAAUACUUUGUCAAAGAGAGUUUCCGUGUGGAUUGUCUGCUAUCUUGCUAUUCAAGUAAUUCAAGUCAACAUAAACUAUAUAAAGCAGAGAGGAUUACGUGUUAAAAAGAAGAAAAAAAAAUAGAAUUUUUAUAUUAAUCUACAAAAUCGUUUACCCGUGAGGAUAGGUUGACAGUAACGUUGCCUUGCGCAUGCCUUAUGGUGUUUAUACUCCUGAAUUUGUCCUUAAGCAUACAGAUUUAAAUUUGAACCAUGACAAUUAGCAAAAUAUGUAAUCUUUUUGUAAAGUAAAACUUCAUUUGUACUUAUAAAUACAAAUGACGUAGACAGAUUGGAUAAUAGUGGGUUUUACACAUUCACUACAGACUCAGAGGUAUAAUUUUUUUCUUAUAUCAAAAAAGCGGGUAUUUUACCGACUAACUGCUUAUUUCAGCUGGGAAAGUUGAUAAUUUUGUUGGAAAAUAAAUUGAAAGGGUUAAAAAAUAUUGGAAUGUUACUUCAGUUACUAUGCAUUAGCUAAAGAAUAACCUGUAAACAUUUUUAGACUAAAAAUCAUGUUUAUUUUUCUCAUCUUUUGGUUUAAUUACUUCACUAUGUAGUGCAUAUUUUGUUUGGGAGAAAAUACAUGUUAACUUAGUGUUACUGCAGCAUACAUUAUCUAUGAGAGUAAUUUAAAAAGUCUUAAUUAAAAUAUUUUAACUAUUUACCAUUUUUGGUAAGUUUGGCUAUGAAGGUAUUAAUUCAUGAUGUUAGGUAAGUUUUUUUUUUGCAUGUUGGACAAGAAAAUCAAGCAUUACUGGAGUGGAAUAGUGUAAGAAUAGUAUGUACUGGAGUAAUAUGAUUUGGUUUAGUAGUGGCAUGAACAUUUUCUUAUUGAAUUUAUUAUUAAUGAAAAGAAAGAGUUUGCUGUAUACACUUUUGUAUUUCUGCUAAGAAAGUCACAAAACAUGAACUGCCUUAAAGACAGUGUGUAAACAUGUAAAGUGUAUAUUCAUAUGUAAAUAUUUUAUUAAUUAUAAAUGCAUACUCUGAGAUAACACUGCUGUGUGAUGGAAUGUUUUUCUUCACUUUAUAUUCCUAGAUUUUCUACAAUGUGGUUUUUGUUUGCUCAAAUUGUUGUUACUAGUAGAGUAGAUUGUUCUUGAAAUUAGCAAAUGUUUCUAAGCAGCUUUCGGUCUGUUUUUUUUUUCACAGUGUUUUCAAUGUAUUAUCCUUUUUGUGUGUAUGAAUUUUGUCAGUAUUCCUGGGUUUCAUCUAGAACUUUACAAGUAGGUCCUGGUAAAUUUUGGCAAAUUGUCUGUACUUAUGAAGUAUUGUUGAUAAUAUAACAUAGGAAAUUACGUUAUUAAUUUCAUAACAAAAAAAUUAAUACAGGUAUUAACUCUAAUGUUUAUUGUACAUUUAAUGUUAUUUAAACAAGGUUUACGUGGAUGAAAUCGUUUUGGCAUUUUAACAUAUUUUGGUCUUUUUAAAUACAUGUUUCGAUCUCUCACUCGUCAUAAACAUAAGUUACUGGCUGUUUCUCUUUGUAGUUUUUUUUUUCUUAAUGAGGAAGAUUUUUUAAUCUUUGGCAUUAAUAAUGCUGUGUGUAAAGAGCAAACUAAUUUCCCAGUUAUAAAACAUAAAAAAUGCCCAAAGUUUCAUUAGUAGUUUUUUUAACUUAUUGUACUAACAGGCCUGGGUCCAGUAAAAAAAUUUUUAUCAUUUGCUUCUUAGUGCAAAAUGUAUAAUAUGGUGUUCUUUGUUACAGAGAAAAUCAAACUACCCUUUUCGUUUUGUCCAAA
This is a messenger RNA of Limulus polyphemus (Atlantic horseshoe crab), 6953 nucleotides long. It is a transcript of the gene Atg9, whose product is annotated as autophagy-related protein 9A-like. The transcript is spliced from 21 exons. Gene Ontology annotation, biological process: autophagy of mitochondrion; protein localization to phagophore assembly site. NCBI's taxonomy places the organism in Eukaryota, Metazoa, Arthropoda, Merostomata, Xiphosura, Limulidae. Gene Ontology annotation, cellular component: phagophore assembly site; autophagosome. Bases 169 to 2460 code for a protein of 763 amino acids. The record is from RefSeq and is a predicted model, not a curated record.